This is a messenger RNA of Paramecium octaurelia, 315 nucleotides long. NCBI's taxonomy places the organism in Eukaryota, Ciliophora, Oligohymenophorea, Peniculida, Parameciidae. The record is from the annotation of a GenBank genome assembly.
AUGACUACAUGCAGAGGUCCCAAAAUUAAGUUUGAAUUAAUGCAAUAAAAAAUGGACUCCUUUAGUUAAACCUAUGAUGAAGAUUAGAUAGAUUUAGUGUAAUAGCAUGGAGAGAGAAAAGUAAGUUUUGCAGAUUCCUCUAUAAUAUUUUUACAUUACUAAGAUGAAGAAAUAUUCAAUUUCAGAUCAAGACUAAAAGCUCAAAUAUAAUAAAAGCAAAUGGAGCCUUAAUAUUUAAAUCCAUCUUUGUGUUACUCAAGUUUUUAAAAUAAAAGGAAAUCAUGCUUCAAAGAAUUUGAGAUUCAGUUAGAUUGA